CUUCUUCUUCUCUCUCUCUCUCUCUCUCUCUCUCUCUCUCUGUCUCUCUUUCUCUCUCUCUCUCACACACACACUACCUUCUCUGUUUAAAGCUUCCGUCAUCACACUGAGUACAAUCACUGACACUAACUCCACUUCCUAACGGUUUCUCACACACAUCAAAAAUUUACACUUUUGCCACUCCGGCGAACAAACAAUGAUCACAUGGCACGACCUCUACACCGUCCUCACGGCGGUGAUACCACUCUACGUAGCUAUGAUCCUCGCUUACGGCUCAGUCCGAUGGUGGAAGAUCUUCUCACCGGAUCAAUGCUCCGGCAUAAACCGUUUCGUCGCCAUCUUCGCCGUUCCUCUCCUCUCUUUCCACUUCAUCUCCUCGAACAACCCUUACGCCAUGAACCUCCGGUUCAUCGCCGCCGACACACUCCAGAAACUAAUCAUGCUCACUCUACUAAUCCUCUGGGCUAACUUCACUCGCUCCGGUAGUCUUGAGUGGAGCAUCACAAUCUUCUCACUCUCCACUCUCCCAAACACUCUCGUUAUGGGAAUACCUCUCUUGAUCGCCAUGUACGGCGAGUACUCCGGCUCGCUCAUGGUUCAGAUCGUUGUACUCCAGUGUAUAAUCUGGUACACGCUUCUUCUCUUUCUCUUCGAAUACAGAGGAGCUAAGAUCUUGAUCAUGGAGCAGUUUCCAGAGACUGGUGCUUCGAUCGUUUCGUUCAAAGUUGAGUCCGAUGUUGUUUCUUUAGACGGACAUGAUUUUCUUGAAACCGAUGCUCAAAUCGGAGACGACGGUAAGCUUCAUGUUACGGUUAGGAAAUCAAACGCUUCACGGAGAUCUUUUUGUGGUGGUACUAAUAUGACUCCACGUCCCUCGAAUCUCACCGGUGCUGAGAUUUAUAGUCUUAACACAACUCCGAGAGGUUCUAACUUCAACCAUUCUGAUUUUUACUCUAUGAUGGGAUUUUCCGGUGGCCGGCUUUCGAAUUUUGGUCCGGCGGAUAGGUACUCUGUUCAGUCCUCUAGAGGACCAACUCCUAGACCUUCGAAUUUUGAGGAGAGCUGUGCUAUGGCUUCAUCGCCAAGAUUCGGGUAUUACCCGGGAGGAGCUCCUGGGUCGUAUCCAGCUCCGAACCCGAAGUUUACUACCGAUACUAAAACCGGUAGUAAAGUUCAGAAAGAUAAUCAUCAUGUUGGAAAAUCCAAUAGUCAUGAUGCUAAGGAGUUACAUAUGUUUGUUUGGGGAUCCAACGGGUCACCCGUUUCGGACCGAGCGGGUCUCCAAGUUGAUAAUGGAGCAACCGAACAAACCGGAAAAUCUGAUCAGGGCGGUGCAAAAGAGAUUCGAAUGAUGAUCUCUGAUCCUCCUCAAAGAGCUGGUCCGAUGAACGGAGACUUUGACGGUGCAGAAGAAUCGGAGAGAGUCAAGGAAGUGCCUACCGGACUACACAAGCUUCGAUGUAACUCAACGGCAGAGCUAAACCCUAAAGAAGUUAUAGAAACAGGUGAAACCGUACCGGUAAAACAUAUGCCGCCAGCUAGUGUGAUGACUCGGCUGAUAUUGAUUAUGGUAUGGAGGAAACUCAUAAGGAACCCAAACACUUACUCUAGCCUCAUUGGUCUCAUCUACGCUCUUGUCGCUUUCAGGUGGGAUGUGGCAAUGCCUAAAAUCAUUCAACAGUCAAUCUCAAUUCUCUCAGAUGCUGGUCUUGGUAUGGCAAUGUUCAGUUUGGGGUUGUUCAUGGCCUUGCAACCCAAAUUGAUCGCUUGUGGAAAUUCCACGGCAACUUUUGCAAUGGCGGUGAGAUUCUUCACAGGACCAGCGGUAAUGGCUGUGGCAGCAAUGGCUAUCGGAUUACGCGGCGACCUAUUGCGUGUGGCCAUUGUUCAAGCAGCAUUGCCUCAAGGGAUUGUGCCGUUCGUGUUUGCAAAGGAGUACAAUGUUCAUCCAGCAAUCUUGAGUACAGGGGUUAUAUUCGGAAUGCUUAUCGCACUACCGAUCACACUUGUCUACUACAUUUUACUCGGGCUAUAAGCUAUGUUAUGGAGACUUUCUGCUUGAACAGAAGAGGAUAAAGAGAAACAACAUAAUUCCAAGUUUAGUGGAACGCAACUAAUCAACUAGAGAAUGUAAUGUAACACAAGAGGAUUAGUAGAAAUUUCUAGGGACCAAGAUUUGAUUUGAUCCAAAAACCCUGUUCUUGUCCAUAUAUAUACAUUCUAGGGAUUAUUUGAGAAAGAAGGGGAUGGAAAAUGAGUAAGACAAGAGGAGCAAAACAAGGGAAAGCGGACAAAACAGAGGACUAAGAUUUGAUUUGAAGAUCCAAAAACGCUUUUCUAUUUUCUUUUCUUUUUGGAUAAGAAAGACACAACCUGUUAUCAUAUAUGUGAUUUUGCAAUAUUUUCUUUUACAUUCGGAGUGUUUAGAAUCAAGUAGAUAUAGUUUUUUCUUUGUUACUGUGUAGGUUAUUUCUUUUGCCAAAAGUGUGUUUUUGUAUAUUUUC
Molecule: messenger RNA, 2504 nt
Organism: Camelina sativa (false flax)
Lineage: Eukaryota; Viridiplantae; Streptophyta; Magnoliopsida; Brassicales; Brassicaceae
Product: auxin efflux carrier component 7
Biological process (GO): auxin export across the plasma membrane; auxin polar transport
Cellular component (GO): plasma membrane; endoplasmic reticulum
Molecular function (GO): auxin efflux transmembrane transporter activity
Source: RefSeq, a predicted model, not a curated record